AUGCUCCCGGUGGAGAGGGAGACUGUCAAGAGGAAACUCAAAGGGCGGAUGAUGCAGAUGUAUGCCCUGGGAGGUACCAUUGGAACAGGUCUGUUUGUGGGUAUUGGUGGUGGUCUUGCUCAGGCGGGACCCUUGUCGCUGCUGUUGGGCUACUCAAUCACUAGUAUCUUUAUAUUUUCUAUGAUGCGAUGUCUGGGAGAAAUGACUACUUGGUUGCCUCUUCCUGGUGCUACACCAAGGUUCUGUUCACGCUUCGUUGAUGAUGCACUGGGCUUUGCUGUCGGCUGGAACCAGUGGUAUAACUGUGCCAUCACGGUCUGCGCAGAAAUAUCGGCUGCAGCUGCAGUCAUCCAGUUCUGGAAUGACACCAUCUCCCCCGCCGUAUGGAUCUCCAUCAUCCUCGUCCUCAUCUUCAUCUUCAACCUCAUCGACGUCGGAGUCUUUGGCGAAGUCGAAUUCGUCUUCUCCUGCGUCAAGAUUGUGGCCCUAGUUGGUCUCCUCAUUCUCUCUCUCGUCAUUGACCUGGGAGGCGGCCCAACUCAUGAUCGACUUGGAUUCAGAUACUGGAACAACCCUGGCGCCAUGGUCGAAUACAUUGUCGGCGGCGACACCGGCCGCUUCCUCGGCCUCUUCAACGCCCUCGUCAACGCCGUCUUCGCCUUCGCCGGCAUCGAAAUGAUUGCCGUCGCCGCCGGAGAAACAGAGAACCCCCGCCACAACAUCCCCAAGGCCGUGAACCGCCUCUUCUGGCGCAUCAUCUUCUUCUACGUCCUCGGAACGCUCGCCAUCGGCGUCAUCGUCCCCUACACCGACGACCGGCUCCUGAACGGCGGUGCUGGCGUUGCCAGCUCGCCGUGGGUCAUUGGCAUCACGCGCGCUGGCAUCAAGGUCCUUCCCUCCAUCAUCAACGCCGUCGUCCUCAUGUCUGCCGCCUCGGCUGGAAACGCCCUCCUCUACAGCGGCAGCCGGUAUCUCCUUGCCCUCGCCGAGGGUGGCCAGGCGCCCAAGUUCUUGCUCAAGUGCACCAAGAGGGGCGUGCCCAUCUACUGCGUCCUCGCCACGGGUUCUCUCGCGCCGCUCACCUACAUGGCUGUCAGCGCGGACAGCGCCAAGGUGUUUUCGUGGUUUGCCAAUCUCGUGACGACUGCGGCGCUGUUUACCUGGUGCAGCAUCUGCCUCGCGUACAUUGGCUUCGAUCGCGCAAUCCGUGCUCAGGGGAUCGACCGCAAGAAGGAACUGGCUUUUGGCGGCCUCUUCCAGCCGUAUCUCUCGUGGAUCAGCCUGGGAUUCUUCAUCAUUGUCAUCAUCUUUAAUGGAUUUAGUGUGUUUAUCCAUGGGCACUGGGAUGUGCAAAAGUUUGUGGUGGCCUAUGUUGGCAUACCCAUCUUCUUUACGCUAUUCUUUGGGUGGAAGAUAUUCCACAAGACAAAGAUGCACAACGCCAAUGACAUUGAUCUUCACACUGGGCGGCAGUUGGAUGAGUCUACUGAGUAUGAGGGGAAGCCGAAGAACUUGCUCGAGCGGCUCUGGGCUUGGGCUGCAUGA
Molecule: messenger RNA, 1545 nt
Organism: Trichoderma citrinoviride
Lineage: Eukaryota; Fungi; Ascomycota; Sordariomycetes; Hypocreales; Hypocreaceae
Product: amino acid transporter
Exons: 5
Coding region: 1-1545 (514 amino acids)
Biological process (GO): amino acid transmembrane transport
Cellular component (GO): membrane
Molecular function (GO): amino acid transmembrane transporter activity
Source: RefSeq, a predicted model, not a curated record